CCUGUUCCUCCAACCAGCCCAGCACCUUCUCACUUUCCCUGAACAGUACUUGUUGCUCUUCCUCCGCCUCCCACGCCGCCACCUCCCGAACCUCAAUCCGCACCCCAAACAACCCCACCACACCCAUGUCCGCCUCCGCAGGCCCCAUAUCGCCCGCGCGCUUCGCCGCCGCCCUCGAGUCCCUCUCCGUCUCCUCGCUCCACGCCAAAGCCGCCGAGCUGCGGAACAGCAUCGCGCACCUGGAAAAGAGCAACGCCGAGCUGGAAGAAUACGUCCAACAGGACCAGGACAAGGACCUUUACGAGGCAAUACUGGAGAACCGGGAGGUGAUCAAGCGGAUGGAGGAGCGGAUCGAGCUUGUGAAGAAGGAAGUGACCGAGGUGAGGUGUCUGCCGUGGGCGCCGGAAGAGGCAGGGGCGUCAGAACUCGGGGAGCGAGAGAGUGGUGGGGUGGGCAGGCCGACGAACGGGGUCAUCAGCGGAGGCGACGGUGCUGUCGCGCCGGAACCGACGAAUGGGGCUGGAACAGCGGGUGAUGGCGAGGAAGAGGGUGUUUUCUUGUGAGAGCUUCGAGCUAGAGAAGAUACUGACGGGCCUCUUACCGCCUGGGACUGCGCGAACGCGCAACGAGGUCGAGACUAUAUACCACACGCACACCAGAUCCACCACCAACAUCCGCCUGAUCUUCAUUAGCGGCAUCCGCCGGACAAUAGCCACGCGGACUGCACCCAGACACCAUGCAGGUGGUAUCCCGACUGCGACCUCUAUCGAGCCAUUACUGGUCGAGAACCCUCCAACUUUCCGACACAAUGUAUACACCCGACAGACGACUCCCUAAAGACCUCAUGGUCUGAUUCGUCGCAUUGUCCGAAAAUCGAAUCAGCACCAUGUGUGAGCGCGCGCAAAACAUGACCGUCGGCGCACCCCGCUGUCAUGUUUCCGGAGGUCAACCCACGCGGGUGACUACGAGACGCUCCAUGGACGCCACCACCCCGAGGUCUCUCACUAUCUGCGGAGAUACCA
Molecule: messenger RNA, 1022 nt
Organism: Paraphaeosphaeria sporulosa
Lineage: Eukaryota; Fungi; Ascomycota; Dothideomycetes; Pleosporales; Didymosphaeriaceae
Exons: 1
Coding region: 126-563 (145 amino acids)
Biological process (GO): proteasome regulatory particle assembly
Molecular function (GO): protein-macromolecule adaptor activity
Source: RefSeq, a predicted model, not a curated record